Messenger RNA from Phacochoerus africanus (Common warthog), 4180 nucleotides. RefSeq names its product G protein-coupled receptor 156 (gene GPR156). Bases 467 to 2926 code for a protein of 819 amino acids. Gene Ontology annotation, biological process: G protein-coupled receptor signaling pathway; gamma-aminobutyric acid signaling pathway. NCBI's taxonomy places the organism in Eukaryota, Metazoa, Chordata, Mammalia, Artiodactyla, Suidae. The record is from RefSeq and is a predicted model, not a curated record. Gene Ontology annotation, molecular function: G protein-coupled GABA receptor activity. The transcript has 10 exons. Gene Ontology annotation, cellular component: membrane; G protein-coupled receptor heterodimeric complex.
GUGCUGCCCCCGCCUCUCCUCGUCCCUUCCGGCCCCGCGAACCCGCGAGACACCGGGGCACUGCAGGCGUCCCGCCGCCAGCCGCGGGCUUGGCACUCCUCGGCGGUCGGGGACCUGAUGAGGUUUAAUUGCUUUCCUCUCCUUUGGGACCUGCUUGAGAAUACUUGGAGCAGUGACUGCCAUCUGGUGGCAAGCCAGAAUCAUCACUUUAUGUGACCAAAUGGUCAGAGAUGCCCACUCUUGACUCACAAGGUCUGCAUUGAAAGCAGGGGACCAGGGGAGCUUGGAGGGUAUCUGAUGAAGGAGCCUAGUGAACUAACUCUUCGCUUCCACAUGAAUGGGUUGUUAAUCCCAGACUCGGAGCCAGGAGCCAGCUCCAAAAUGGCAUCUCUGAAGAAAAGAUUUGAGUUGCUCUUGUUUUUUAGUCAAAGAUCUGCUGGUUACCUACCAGCGAAUAACCAAGACUAUGAAUAAGCACAUACCAGGAGGGGCAUAUGAUGACAUGGAGCCUGAAAUAAACUGCUCUGAACUAUGUGACGGUUUUCCUGGUCAGGAGCUGGAGCGGAGACCCCUGCAUGAGCUCUGCAGGACAACAAUUACCUCUUCCCACCACAGCACUAAGACCACUUCUUCAUUAUCUCCUGCCCUCUUGGGUAUUGUUUGGACUUUCCUCAGCUGUGGACUUCUUCUAAUAGCCUUUUUUCUUGGCUUCACAAUUCGCUGCAGGAAGAACAGGAUUGUGAAGAUGUCUAGUCCCAAUCUGAACAUUGUAACCUUACUGGGAAGUUGUCUGACUUACAGUAGUGCUUACCUCUUUGGGAUUCAAGAUAAAGGUUCUUUAGCGGGAAGCUCAAUGGAAACUCUCAUUCAGGUAAGACUGUCCAUGCUGUGCAUUGGGACCUCCCUUGUAUUUGGGCCCAUCCUGGGGAAGAGCUGGCGACUCUACAAGGUGUUUACCCAGAGGGUUCCGGACAAGAGAGUGAUAAUCAAAGACCUGCAGCUAUUGGGGUUGGUGGCAGCCCUGGUGAUAGCUGAUGUUAUCCUGCUCAUGACGUGGGUGCUGACUGAUCCCAUCCAGUGCCUCCAGAUUCUCAGUGUCAGUAUGACGGUGACAGGGAGAGACGUGUCCUGCUCCCUCACCAGCACACACUUCUGUGCGUCCCAGUACUCCGAUGUCUGGAUUGCUCUCGCUUUGGGAUGCAAGGGCCUGCUGCUGCUGUACGGUGCCUACCUCGCUGGCCUGACUGACCACGUCAGCUCUCCCCCUGUGAAUCAGUCUUUAACCAUCAUGGUUGGGGUCAACCUCGUGGUGCUGGCUGCUGGGCUUCUCUUUGUGGUCACCAGAUACUUGCACUCCUGGCCCAACCUGGUCUUUGGACUCACGUCUGGAGGUAUCUUUGUUUGCACAACCACAGUCAACUGCUUCAUCUUCAUUCCCCAGCUGAAGCAGUGGAAGGCAUUUGAAGAGGAAAACCAAACAAUCAGACGAAUGGCCAAAUAUUUCAGCACUCCCAGCAAAAGCUUGCACACCCAGUACGGUGAGGAACAGAAGUGCCACGUUAGAGGAGAGAAGAACUCCAUGGAGAGACUUCUCACAGAAAAAAAUGCUGUGAUUGAAAGCCUUCAAGAACAAGUAAAUAACGCCAAAGAGAAGCUGGUGAGGCUGAUGUCAGCUGAGUGCACCUAUGACCCCCCAGAGGGGGCUGUCCCACCUGCUGCGUCCCACAGCAAAGAUGCCCUGGCUGCAGCCUUCCCCCCUGGCCUGGCAGCUCAAGGGCCUUCAGAAUGCCCCUCUGACUCUCAGAAUGAUACCAGAGCGGCCACCCGAGACUCCAAGAGUACCUCAGUGCCCUCUUUGGGUGUACAAAGCCUCAGGGGGCCUGGGAAGGACACCAGCCCCUCUCCAGGGCAGAAGGAGAAAAUUUCUGGCUUGAAAGACUUUUCUGAUCAUUUAGGUUUGGGCUGCAGCCAGAAGCCCCGGGCAGAGCAAAGCCAGGGUGCAGAAAGAAAAGAGCAGGGACCCGUGACCCUCCACCAGAAUCCCAUGCCCUCUCAGAGACAGGGGCAGCUGGGAAACUCAGAGGAGCCCCAGGAGCCACUGGCAAGGGUCAAUGCGGUGAUCAGGGAGAAGCUUCAGGAAGUCCUACAAGACCUGGGCCUGAACCCUGAGGCUCCCCUUCCACCGUCUUGUCCCCAGCAGCUCUGGAAGGGCAGUGCUGCUCACAGCCCCCAGAAGAUGCCCCUUUCCAAGGAGUUGGGCCUCAGCCCAUACUUGGUGAGGAGAAGGCGGGCAGCACAGCGGGCUCGCUUGCACUUUCCAGGCUCUGCACCCUCCUAUGUGGGGCAUCGAGUAAACAGGACCGUUUCUGGGACACACAGUGGGCUGAGUGUGCAGGACAGAGACAGCUCCUGCUUGAACCCCCAAACUGCUGAUUCCAGGGUACCAAGACCCUCUUCUGGGAAGCCUUUACUACUCCCAGAUCCUCCAGGCAAGCCAGGCUCCCAGGAGGGUAGCAAAAAGCGCCAGACAGAGCCCCCAGGAGCCGAAGGAAGCUGCCCAGCCUUUUCUCACCUGCCUUCUGGUUCUGGCCGGGCACUGUGUCCCGCCACCCCAGGCCUAUCCGGAGCCUCACCAGACCUGCCUGAGCAGCGGCAGUGGCAGUCCCCAGGGUCCCCAGGCUGCCUCUCCCUGUCUUCUCCAUGCAGUUACCUUGACACAGAAUCCAGCAGCUCAGAUGAAUUCUUCUGCCGCUGCCACCGGCCCUACUGUGAAAUCUGCUUCCAGAGCUCCUCUGAUUCCAGUGACAGUGGCUCGUCAGACAGUGACCCGGAGCCCACUGAGGGGCUGGCUUCCUGGGAAAAGCUGUGGGCCCGCUCGAAGCCUAUCGUGAACUUCAAAGAUGACUUGAAACCGACACUGGUGUGAAUGGCAGAGCAAGUCUGGCCAUAGAUUUCUGUCUAGGACAAGCCAUACCAUGGCCUAUAAGAGGAAGGCCAGUUGUAGCCUUCGGGGAAUAGACUGGUACCCUGAAUUUGACCAGCCCUUACCAUGUUUCAGCUCUGCUCACUCAAGCACUAUGGUACCUUUGAGCCCUUCUCAUUCUAUACAAAGAGGAGUAUUGCCUAUCUUUGUUACUACCUCACGGCAUUCCUGUAAAGACUCCAGUUGGGUGCUCAUGAAAGAUAUGCUUUGGAUAAAAGGUGCUAAAUGAGCAGAGAGGGUUUUUUGUCCUGGCCAGCCUGUAAUCUACAAAACUCUUCAUAUAAACCAGGUGGGUGGCUGGUGGACAGAGAGAUGGAGAAGUGGAAGGAAAAUGUCCACAGAAUCAGAGCUGUGGACUAUGAUCCAUCAAACUGGCUUUUUUGGUGGCAGACCUGCUGAGAAGAUAUCUCCUAAGUCCUGGGGUGGCCCACUGUCAGCAGGGGGUGGUUUUGUUUCUGCUCGAGUUUGUGAACAGCACCACCCUUUGGUUCCAGCUUCCGGCCAGACUCAGCUCAGAGCCACCUGUAUACCACUAUUUGCUGUUCGUGUCUUUACACCAUUAUGGCCCCUCCCUACCAUCUUGGAGAUAGUCAGGUGUCCCCGGGGCCACAGGUGACCCAGAUCUCUCUCCUGGGCUCAGAUGGCACCAGAGCCCACCCCGCCGACUCUGCCAGUGUUUCAGGAUUACGGUUUGGGGAGGCACACGCUAUUGAGGUCGAGGAGGCCCUACUGGUCAAGAGGUGCUUUUGGUGCCAUUGGGGCUACAUGACCACUGCUGGCUGCACAAAUCUGGAAAUAGAAAAGAGGUAAAUAGAAAGGAAGAAAUGGAGGAGAAGGGAGGAAAGAAAGCAGGUUUUGAACAUUUCCCUUGAGUCUAGCAGGGUACUUGAAAUAUCAAAUAUCAAGUAAUUCCUUAAAAUAACCCCAUGAGGUAGACGUUCUCUUUCUCAUUUUUGCAGAUGGAAAUUAUAGGGCUUAGAGAACUGAGGUAGCUCCCCCAGCACCGCCCUGCUGGAUGAGGAGCCAUGGGGGACCCCAAGUGGGGAGACUGCCCUGGGGCACAGGGAGCAGCAGGCAGGGCGUGGCGGGCCAGACCGCAGAACCAAGGGUAGGGUAGGAAACUGCAGUCCCGGAAACCAAACUGGGCUCCUAGAGUUCCCAUCGUGGCUUACCCAACGCGUAUCCAUGAGGACACGA